ACAGCGGCACACAAGAGGACCACUGCUGAUCCAUCACCUCUUCUCGAUUCUUCUCCUCAGGGGGGCACUGCUCCUGCCAUGUCGAUUUGGUAGACACUUACAAACGUUACUAUUUUAAGAAGACCUGCUGUGUGCGCAGUAGCAAAUGAUCGAAAAAGAGAAGGUGGGGGAGAGAGAGAGAGAGAGAGAGGCAGAGCGGAGCGUUGGUAUUUUUUUUGGUCUGUUUUCUGUACAUUGAGUGCUUUGCAUAAGAGGCUGAUGGCGCAAGGGGAGACUCAAACUCACAGCUGAUGCCAAGCUGUGCCACAGCAUCCACGUCCACAGGUUGCGGGUGAAGCAGUUUUUUUUACAGAACAGGACCAGAAAGCCAACUGCAAAAAAAUUAAAAAAUAAAUAGGCGAGACGGAGGAAGAGACGCAGACGAUGGCGACUUUCGGGAAACUCACCGACUACUUUAAUCGACGUAAGUCUCGGGAGGAGCUGAGGGUCACCAGGAGCUCACGGCGUAGCGGCAGCUACUGCUGCACUGUGGCAGAGGCCAGGUCACUUGAAAGGAAAUUGCAGAGACCAAUACUGUCCAAAUCUCGCACGCUUCCCAGCAUCCCCCAGUCCCCUCGGGUUUCCAGGUCUCAUCCCUCUGAUCUCAUUGGUGGAAGUCCUCCUCGCAGGAGGAACCCAACCACUGCCAGUAGCCACCCAAAGGCCUGCACGCUGCCCCCUGCAGGGGAACUGUGGCGCUUGGAGGAUGACAUGGAGGCCGAAGACGAGCCCGAGCGAUGCGAAGCCAGGCCUCGCUCCCAGUCACCCUUCUCCCACUUCCGGGCGCGUGCAGCAUAUCUCCGUAAGAGCAUCUCUGCAGACAACCACCUUGACAUGAGCUCAGACGACAACGGAGGGACCGUAGCGGAGGGCAAGCUGGCACGCAGCAGUAAGACCAAGCUGAAGCGGAAGUUUAGUCUGGGCUCAGUUGAUCGCAAGGAGAAUCAACACAAAAAGUUGGAGUCUGGAAUCUCCAAGUUCACCCAUCGUCUCUCCCUAAAAGAACGUCCGGCCAAAGCAGAGAAGACCGCAUCGGAGCGAUCGUAUUCCUACAGGAGACGUUCUCUCAGUGUCGAUUGGGCUGAUUCCACCAAGAUGACACAACCCAUGAGGGGGGACCAGGCCCACCAGCCGGCCCCGGCCCGCAAGUCAGCCAGCUUGUCCUCGCCAAGUGCAGCCCGCCGCCUGUACCGCAACUUGUCUGGAAAGUUCCGUGUGAGCACCAACCCCGCCGCCUUAGAGGACAGCGUGGUGUCAGGACGGGGAGGAGACAAGGAGAGACUGCGCAAAACCACCAUCUUCCAGGGUAAUGAAGCUCUGUUUGAAGCGGUGGAGCACCAGGAGUUAGACCUGGUGCAGCUACUUCUCUCCCAGUACAGCUUAGAGGAGCUGGAUCUCAACACCCCAAACAGCGAGGGCCUCUUGCCCCUCGAUAUUGCCAUCAUGACCAACAACGUGCCCAUGGCCAAGCUGCUGCUUCGUGCCGGCGCAAAAGAGAGCCCUCACUUUGUGAGUCUGGAGGGGAGAGCGGUCCAUCUGGCCACCUUGGUGCAGGAGGCUGAGCAGCGGGUGGCCGAGCUUCAGACCCAAGUCGGCAGCGAGGGCCCCGGUGAGCGUGAGGGAUCCGACCGAGAGAGGCAGCUUAAGGCCUGGGAUUGGCGUCUGCGGCUCUUCAGACGCAUGCAGACAGGCUUUGAGCACGCAAACCCUCCAGACACUCCCAGUGCGGUGCGCUUGUCUGUCAGCAGCAGCACCAGUCUAAGGGUGGAUUUCCAGGAACCGCCGUGCGUCAGUUCAGCUGUGGUUACCAAAUACAAAGUGAGCUGGAGCUCAACGCCGUCCUUCAGGUGCGUACUGGGGGAGGUGAUGGUAGAGGACAUGACUCUGCUGCAGUUUAACAUCACUGGACUCACCUCUGGGACCCCCUACUACGUCCAGGUGUCCGCCUACAACAUGAAAGGCUGGGGGCCCGCACUGGCUUCCACCCCUGCCUGCGCCGCUCCUUCCAGUUGGAGGGACAUGGACAGCCGAGCUCCGCGCCAGAGAGGCCAGAAGGAGGUUCUAGACCAGCUGCUUGCCCAAAUAAAAGAUGCCCAUCAGAGCUGCGUCUGUCACGAACAGUGCAAAGUUCCGACACAAGGCAGGAAACACUCGGUGUCCAAAAGCCUACGUCACCUCUUUCAACCCACCAGCAAAUUUGUCAAAAGCUUGAAAAGAGGAUUAUAUCUGACGUCCAUAUUCUACAGAGAUGACAGUAUCUUAGUGACCCCCGAGGACCAGAUUCCCAUCGUGGAGGUUGAGGAUUCCUACUCCAGUUCUCUGAUGCAGGACUUCCUCUGGUUUACAAAGGUGUCCUACCUGUGGGAGGAGAUUACCUGGCUGCAGCAGUACCUCAAUCCCACCCAGUCGUCUUGUUCCUGCACUCUACAGACACGCCUCAAGAUGCUACAAGCCAUCUCUCAUCUUCAGAGCAUGCUGGGAACGCAGGAUCUGGGUCAGAUGUAUUUCGAGCCCAUCAAAGACAAGCACGGAAACGCCUUACUAGUUCUCCUGAAGGAUAUGAGCACGUCUCCAAACCUCGACGGCGUGCGCUGGAUGCAGCUUUGCAAACUGCAGCUGCAACGCAAGUCUAUUUCCUCCCCAGAGGAGCCCACCGCUCUGGACAUGCUUCUCAUCACGCUGCAUGAGAAGCUUGCUUAUCAUAGAAGAAGCAGGAAGCUCUUGUCUCCUGGUUUAUACCUGGGAUAUUUGAAGCUGUGUACAUCAGUGGAGCAGAUCAGAGCGUUGGUGCCGCAGAAGCUCCCAAACGUCCUUUGUCACACCAAGAUACGAGACAACAACAACGUAUCCAGGGAAGAGUGGCAGUGGCUACAGGCCCUCAGUUCCCUGGAGGAUCCAAUGGAGACGGAUACCAGCCUGCAGAGCGGUCCACAGCACCUCCUCCGUGACCUGCGUGGGGCCAUCAAGGAUCUGAUGGCCCACAUCAAUGUCCCCGGCAACAAGGCACAGGACUUCCGAAUCUACACCCAGGAAGUGUUGGAGUUUGGUGACAAAGUGUCCUUCCUUCUUCUCCUGCCUCCUUCCGAUGAAGUGUGCACGGCUCCCGGUCAGAAUAAUCCCUACUCCCCCCGUUCUGGCUUCCUCACACUACCCCUGCAGAUCUUUGAACUGGUUCAUUUUAACGCCUAUUGCCCUGGUUUCAUCGGCCAGUACUGCCGGGUGUCCGCCCUGCUGGAGCUGGAGUCUCUCAUGUCCCAGCAGGCCAUGAGGGAGGCCUUUUCAGAAGAGGAGCUCCUUGCUGCAAAGAAGAAGCACCAGCAGCUCCAAGAUCACAUUCAGCAAAUGGAGGAGGUGUGGCGGGACGCCAGGUGGAUCAUGGAGGCCUUGCAGUACGCCCGCUACAAACAGCCAACAGGAGGUAUCUCCAUUAGUGGCUUGAUUGACUUCUCGACAGAGGUGCUGCCUGAGAAGCCUCCCUCGACAUCAUCACAGCCUGACUUCAUGCCCUCGCCGUUGCCGUCCCCAGAACCUUGCCGCAAGCACUCAGACUUUGCAGGAUUGUCAGAUGAAGAGGGCUCGUCUGAGGUCUUCCUCACCACCGACAGCGACUACGACUCCAGUCGAGCCCAGAGCCCCCGUGAGCUGGACCUGCUGCCCCCAUCGCCACUCUCCACCUCUGCGCCCCUGGAGCCCCGCGGCUUCCUGCGCAGCGACGGCAGCGGCUCAGGAAGAAGCGGACGAGGAAGCGGUGCUCUGAGGGACUCCACUCCAGACGUCUUGCAGGCAUCGGAGCCGCAGCGAGGGAGGGACCUCGUACGUUGUGGGGGUGGCAUUCAUUGCGGAGGCGAGCGGCGACGAGGGGGUCCGCCCGAGCUUUUUGACAGCGACUUCAUCCUGCCGAGCAGGCAGAUUGAGUUGUUGCACAUCACUGAGAAGCGACAGGCGUUCUGUGUGCGCACCAGCAGCCUGGAGUUCCCCUCGGCUACGUCCGUCGGCCACCAGUUGUACCCCCGCCAUGCCACUUCGCCCGCCACCUCACCCCAGCAACGCUGGCACAGGCCCUCCUCGGUGGACCGCUGCUGCUCGAGCGAACGCGGUCCGGGGCGGCGCCCGCCUGCUCGUACGCUGUCAGAGGACAGUGGCACCCAGCAGCUGUCGUCACCGGUGCCUGCUGCCCACAGGAAGGGCUCCCACGCCACGCUCAGAGUGUACCCCCAGUACCACACCGGCCUCCCCAAGGAGACCAGUGUCAAGCUCUGCGUGACGCCGUGCACGUCUGCGGGGGAGAUGGUCCAGCUGGUGGUACAGGAGAUGAACCUUGUGUCCCGGCGGAUGCUGGGUGGCGACGAUCAAGAGCAGGGUGCGGACUAUGGCCCUGAACAGUUGAAGCACUUUGGCCUGGUGCUGGUGGUGGAUGAGAGGGAAAAGUGGCUGCAGGACGACUUCUGCCCCUUGGAUCUGCAAAACCCCUGGCUGAGGGGUAAGUUGUGUGUGCGAAUUAAGGAGUACUCACCUCUUGCACUCAAACACAGCCGAGGCACCACGGUGUGACGCAGUAACGUUACUUUUAAUACAUGAAAAAAAGCUAAAGGCUGCAAUAUCUAUCCUGGCUGUCUUGGCUUCCACUGAAGACCUGCAGUGGGACUUAAAACACAUCAACGUCAACACACUGUAGCUCUAAGAUUCCAUCUUGUAGAAAUAACAAACCAGCAAAUUGGAGGUUUUAGAACUUUAAAAAAAGCAAUACUUUUAUGUUUGUCAUGAGGAGGAACAAAGCAUGUUCAUCUUCCAACAAUUGUAGUCCUGUUGAUGCUGACGCUGUGCUAAACAAGUUCAGUGUUUUUGCUGUUUUUUUAUAUUGCCCACAAUGCACCGGGAUGCUAAAAUGCUUGAAAAUUAACCCUUAAGAGAUCCUUCGAAUUCACUCACACAUUUGACCCCAAUGAUCAAAAAAUGUCAGCCUCCAAAAUGGUACCCGUGGCCCACAAUGCAUUGCACGGUCAUAUCCAAGAUUUCAUCUUCAGCGACGGAUCCAAGAUGGCAGUUUUUUGGUUUUGUUUUGGACGCUAAACCAAGGUCCAAAUUCUUGCACACAUUUUGGAUGUUAACCAAAAAUCAUGCUAACCAUGGCGGAUGUGAACCGAGGAAUUACGUAUAAUCAUAUUUUUACUCACUUUAAAUGAGUCAAACUGUUUUAAAGUAGUUUUAUACUACUUUAAAGCUACAUAAGCAAACAUUAAUUUUAUUUUCUUUAACAGAAAGGCACAUGAAUUAUUAUUAUUUUUAGGCCCUGAGAUGGAUCAAUGUAACAGUGUCACAACGGAAAUCCUUGAGCCAAUGUCACUUUCCUAGAAACUGCUGUAAAAAUAUUAUGUAUUGAUAUUUUUUUACAUUUUAAACACUUAAAAAAUGCAUUUUGAGAUGGACUUAUUAUUCUUAUAAUUUUCAGGCCCUGAGAUGGAUCCAUAAUUUCUAGUAACAAUCAUGAAUCAAAGCGAAAAAAACUCACGCUCUAGAAAAUGAAAUGUAAGUAUGAUUACAGAUUGUUGUUAUAAAGAAAAAAACAAAGUAAAGUCACAUAUGUACUUUUUAUGGAUGCACCAAUUCAUUGCUUGGCCAAUUUUGCUGCAUGCUUUGAAUGGGAAAGUCCGAAGUGAGAUAUUUGCUGCUUUGGUUUAUGUUCAGUUAAAUGUGAGAUCAGUGGAAUAUUUUUGGUCAUGAGGAACAAAUGUGUUGGUUUCUUUGUACAGAGAUGACAUAUUAAAAAAAAAAUGUAUCUAUCUCUUAAGGGUUAACUUGACAGAGGCGCUUUCUUUUCAAAGCUACAUAAUAACUUGUUUUUUUUAAAACAUGAACUAUUUAAAUGGGAGGACAUUUUUACCCAAAAACAUUCCAAACUCUGAUAUUUAUUUUGAAGACAUUUUUAAUGCUGGACUGAAAUAAUUGUAGCGGGAGUUGGAGGGGCGACGGCGGCGCCGCCCAUGGUUGCUAUGGCGACCUUGUGUUUACAAAGUUGACUUCUCUUCAAAGGUGCAUCUACUGUAUGAAAAUGUCGACUAGGUUGUGUUAGCGCUUAGCUUUUUCUUUGACUUAAUGUUGUUUAAAGUGUUUUUUUUUAUUUUAAAAAGAAAAAAAAGUGAACCAUUUCUAUAAUAGACACGCGAGAGCGUUGAAUGGAAGAGAGUGGGAAGGUGAAAAGACGAGGACCUUUUCGGUUUGUUUACAAGGAGUUGGAGGUAGACUCAUGAAGGAGACGUUGCGUCACUUUUUGUAAGAUCUAUUUUUAUUGAACAAUAAAUGACGAUGACAAAAAGUGUUGUGUUGUUCCUGUGAACGCUUCCUGUUUGAGAAUGGAGCGCCACCUGUUGUUAAACUUUAUUUGGCAGGCAUCCUUAAGUGCAUCACAUUUUCUCUGGAGCUUAUUUUGCUUGACUUUCGCUCUGUGUGACGCACUCACACAAACACACACACACACACACACACACACAUAUAUUGGAGCAUGCUCCUUGCAAUGACCUCACACACACAGUCGAUGAAAAGCGAAUGGAGGGCAGCUGCAUGCAGGUACAAAUGACCACAUGGAAUCCUCCAGAAGGACAAUGAAUGUUAGCAUUGUGCACGGACCAAUCAAGAAACCUAUUCAAAGUUU
This is a messenger RNA of Doryrhamphus excisus (bluestripe pipefish), 6688 nucleotides long. RefSeq names its product ankyrin repeat and fibronectin type III domain containing 1b (gene ankfn1b). Gene Ontology annotation, molecular function: protein binding. Gene Ontology annotation, biological process: regulation of establishment of bipolar cell polarity; signal transduction; establishment of mitotic spindle orientation. NCBI's taxonomy places the organism in Eukaryota, Metazoa, Chordata, Actinopteri, Syngnathiformes, Syngnathidae. Gene Ontology annotation, cellular component: spindle. The record is from RefSeq and is a predicted model, not a curated record.